GCACUGGCCGGACAUUUUCGCCUCUUUGUUUUACUGACAGUGGAUUUAACUCGGAUUCAAACCAGUAUCCAGCGGACCUCUCCGGCCAUAAACAGAUUUGUUCUUGCAAUGCCACAACAAAUUACAGGGAUGCAAACUCAUGAGGGGCGAAAAAGCUGUGUGAAGCAGAGCACAGGAUGCAGAGUUAACACCACCCUGUGUCUCCCAGAAGAAGCCCGGCUGCCAGACCUUCAGCAGUAGACACAUGGCGGCAUUAGGGAACCCCGAGAUGUUAACCAGAAAGAUUAAGCUGUGGGACAUCAAUGCCCACAUUACUUGUCGUCUGUGUGAGGGGUACCUGAUCGACGCCACAACAGUCACCGAGUGCUUACACACCUUCUGCAGAAGCUGUUUGGUGAAAUACCUGGAGGAGAACAACACGUGUCCCACAUGUCGGAUUGUCAUUCACCAGAGUCAUCCACUGCAGUACAUUGGCCAUGAUCGAACAAUGCAAGAUAUUGUCUAUAAGUUGGUGCCAGGACUUCAGGAAGCGGAGAUGAAGAAACAGAGAGAGUUUUAUCAGAAGUUAGGCAUGGAGGUGCCUGGAGACAUCAAAGGAGAACUGUGCAACGUAAAAACCCACCUGGACACUCCGCGCAAUGGUGACCUGAAAUCGGAAAACCCGUCCAAUAAGGACGCAGGAGAGGAGAAAGCAGAGGAAGACAAUGAUUACCACCGCAGCGAUGAGCAGGUGAGUAUCUGUCUGGAGUGUAACAGCAGUAAACUCAGAGGUCUCAAGCGGAAGUGGAUUCGUUGUUCGGCUCAGGCCACCGUUCUCCACCUUAAGAAGUUCAUCGCAAAGAAGCUCAACCUCACAUCCUUCAAUGAGCUGGACAUCUUAUGCAACGAAGAAAUCUUGGGCAAGGACCAUACUUUAAAAUUUGUCGUGGUAACAAGAUGGAGAUUUAAGAAAUCGCCCCUCCUUCUGCAUUACAGACCCAAAAUGGAUUUGUUGUAGUCGGACAAAAGCGGUUGGUUGUUUUGACCCGGUGACUUUGGACUGUGCAACAUGCUAUAUAUGCAGAGACCAUCAACUCCCACACCAAACAGAAAGCCUGUCUUUUUUGAGUCAACACAGACACGAGCCAGCAAACAACAAAACCAGCACAGCCGCUGCGACACUGGUGGCUUUUACCGUCUGUUCGUCCGACAUAUGUCCUAGAUAUGUGAAAAAUUGAGAGAAAGCAUAUAUUUAUACUUUUGUAUAGAUGAGAGAAGUGGAACCAAGACUCUAUUGGUGCGCUGUUUACACAUUAAAACAACAACAACAACAAAAAAGGUCAUGAGAAGAGGUUUAAAGGUUUUUUUUUGUACCAUUGGACUCUGUUCCCACCUCAACAAUGGGCAAAAGAUGGUGCUCUUUGUCUGCCAUCCUCCGUGGAAGUGUCCUCUUACAUUGCUAACCAGGGGAGAGGAGGCGUUUCAAACUGACCGCUCUCUCUCAGGUCUUAUUCAACACUUCUCGGGAGCGCAGAACCUUUUUAAUCUUAUAUAAAGUGGUUUAUAUGAGUUCUGUAUUAACUCCGAUUUUUCUUUGCUUUUUCGGCGUUGCUACAAGUGGAAUUGUGAAUAGGCAAAUUUAUGUGUAGUAUUUAUGUAAAAUUUACCAUAUUGUAUAUAAAAGUUGUUAACAGAGAGGAAUGGAAGAUGUUAUGAAAGAGAGAAAGUGUGUGUGUUUGUGCGUGAAAGGUUAAAGGUUAGAUAACUAGAGAGUGUUUAGAGUGAUUUUCCAAAAGUGCUAUAUUUUGAGCUGCAUUUAUGUAGCUACAUGUGAAAGGCAUAUACAUACUAAAUUCAAGAUACUUUAUGGUGUGAAUCUCACAAAAACAUGUCAGUCAUGUUGCCCCCCGAAAAUUAGUAAAAAAAAGUAACUAAAUUAGAAAUGUUAUUUUGCAUUGUGACAUUAUUUUCAUGACAAUCAAGCACAUUUUCCCCAAAAUUCUAAUAACAGUUAUGCAUUCGGAUAUCUUACUGUUGUUUUGCUUUUUUCUGUUCUUUUUCUAUUCAAUAGUGGGAUUAGAAUCCAUUGGUUUCUUUUUACUGUAAUACUGUAUUUUUACUGUAUUACAGUAAAGAAUGACUGUAAUAAGAUUUUUUGUUCAUUUAAAUCAGCAUAAAGGCAGAAUAACAUUGCUGCCAUGAUGUGUAAAUACUAUUUAAAUAAAUUAUUAUUAUUAUUAUUAUUAUCACAUUACAUUAACAAGAAUGAGUUUUUUUUUUCAUUUCUGUGAAGAAAAAUGGGGAGUACUUGUCAUGAAAAUAAUGUAACAAUCAAGCAUUUUUAAUAUUCCUAAAAA
Myxocyprinus asiaticus (Chinese sucker) is the source of this 2336-nucleotide messenger RNA. Its product is annotated as polycomb group RING finger protein 3-like. The transcript has 11 exons. NCBI's taxonomy places the organism in Eukaryota, Metazoa, Chordata, Actinopteri, Cypriniformes, Catostomidae. Gene Ontology annotation, cellular component: PRC1 complex. The record is from RefSeq and is a predicted model, not a curated record. Bases 245 to 997 code for a protein of 250 amino acids. Gene Ontology annotation, biological process: regulation of transcription by RNA polymerase II.